Prorocentrum cordatum is the source of this 555-nucleotide messenger RNA. Lineage: Eukaryota; Dinophyceae; Prorocentrales; Prorocentraceae. The record is from the annotation of a GenBank genome assembly.
AUGGCAUGCUUGUGGUGCCCGAGCCGUGAGAUCCAGAAACUGAACCUCGCUCAUGAAGAUGUGCGGCACGUGAGCCAGGAGUAUGUCGAUGGUCAUCUUCAGCAGUUGGAGCCCGAGCCGAACCUGUGCCUGGCUUCACAGCCUGAGUCGCUCCAGCUCGACAGCUCCAGCGAGCCCGCCGAGGCGUUUGCACCCGGUAUCGUGGACGCCUGCACGCAUUGGGUCGGCGAGAGCAUUCUCAACAUCGCCACGAGUCUUUCCAACGCCAAGUGGUGUGCAGCUUCGGCCCUCGAGUUGGUGCUCGCGUGCGUGGGCCUCGCCGCGGCGACUGCGAACGCCGCCGUGAGUGGAGCCGGGGUCUCAGCCUUGGAGGCAGUCGCCCAGCGGCGCGACGUCGAGAUCGGGGACGGGGAGGGCGCCGUGAGCGGCGACGAGGACGAGGAGGUCCAGGAUUACUUCGAGCAGUUCCUCGAGGGCGACUCCGAGGAGAACCCGACGGCAAGCCCAAGAAGCGUAGGUCGUCUACGAGGACGCACAGGUCCAUCGCGCACCUGA